Penicillium nucicola is the source of this 249-nucleotide messenger RNA. RefSeq lists its product as uncharacterized. Lineage: Eukaryota; Fungi; Ascomycota; Eurotiomycetes; Eurotiales; Aspergillaceae. The coding region runs from base 1 to 249 and encodes 82 amino acids. The transcript has a single exon. The record is from RefSeq and is a predicted model, not a curated record.
AUGACUCGAACGGGACGCAUCACGACGAAAGUGGGUGCUGGCGGCCAACUUGCUAGUCUGUGGGGUGGUCCCGCUGUUCCUCUGGGCCAAUACUGGGAAUCGCAAUGCGAAUCAUGCCCACCUGCCCCCCUCGUUUCCCGGCAUGGAAUUGCGGCUCCCGCUACUUCUGUUGAGACGUCAGUGCUGGACUGUCAGGCACCGGCGUUAGUUCGUCACCAUAUCCUCCGAUCUGGGGCUUUUCGCCGAUGA